AUGCAUCGUCAAGCAGUGAAAAGCAAUCUUGUCGAUUUGAGUUCAGAUAGAAAAAUGAUUGGAUCAAGAAAUUAUGAUCAACCCAUUUGCCCUAAACCUAUUAGGCUUUCACCUUCCAUACCUGAUUUCCUCCAACCAAUCAACUGUUCUAAGCAUAGUCAGCAAAACAUUGAUGAAAGGAAUGGAGUGCUGAAUAUGAUCAUUGAAAAGAAUGGUGAUGGAAUGGAAUCAAUAUGUAACGGAUGCUUACCUUGCUGUUACUCCGGCUCUCCUCCGCGAAGAACACAGAAUCCAUUGGUUCAUGAUGUUGAAUUUCUUCAUCAAAUGCAAGUUGUUUCACCAUUACUAUCACGAACUAAAUUUUCUGAUAAAUUUAGUAUUACCUCUGCUUCUACAAUGUGA
Messenger RNA from Lathyrus sativus (Indian pea), 402 nucleotides. The record is from the annotation of a GenBank genome assembly. Lineage: Eukaryota; Viridiplantae; Streptophyta; Magnoliopsida; Fabales; Fabaceae.